GUGGCGGGGGCGGGGGCUGGGCUGGGGCUGGGGCUGGGCUGUAGGAGCGACGCUGGGCCGGGCCUGCGAUUGAUAAGUCUGCAGCACAAACGCUGCCACUGUGGGAACCAGAGUUUGGGAUUGGCUGAAUCAAUGGUGCUGCAAGGUGACUGAAAGCCCUGCCAUUCUUUAACUCUGUCCCAGAUCUGUCUGAUCUUGGCAAGCAAAUACUGUUAAUCAGAAUGACAAUCCCUUCUACCUACAAUCCAAUCUGAAUUCCCACGCCUAUGGCCUACACAUCUAUGGGAUACUUUGCUGUUGAGAGAAAAACUUCCUGGUCUACACUUCUGCCUUGAGAGGGGCCACGUUGCCAUCGCCUUGCUGUGGUACUCAGCACCCAGCGAGCGCUCCAUUUAUAAAUCAAGCUGCAGAAUGAGCAUCGCAAUCAUUUUCAACGCUCUGCUUGUGUCCAUCCUGGCUGCAGUACUGUGGAAGUAUGUCAAGUUGUGGGAGCAUGCCACUUCACUAGAGGAAGAAUUGUUGCUCUCCCAGCAAACCCAAGAGUUGUCCCAAGUGAAGAUUGACUACCAUGCUGCCCUGCAAGCUCUUACGGAAAAUGGCACUAGAAUGGUUUGCACAGGGAAAAUGCAUACUGAGCGGAUCUGUCGGUUUGAGUCACUCUGCUAUACCACUGAGGCGGAAGAGUUUGUCUUCUUCCAUGGCAAUGCCUCUGUAAUGCUGCCAAACCUGGGCUCGCGACGGUUCCAGCCCGCUCUGUUAGACCUGACUUCAGUCGAAGAUCACACUGCACAAUACUUCAAUUUUGUGGAAUUGCCUGUUGCUGCACUUAAGUUCAUGCAUAAGCCAGUCUUUGUGCCGGAUGUUGCACUGAUCAUGAAUCGUUUCAAUCCAGACAACCUUAUGCACAUCUUUCACGAUGAUCUGCUCCCAAUCUACUACACAAUGCAGCAGUUCCCAGACUUGAAUGAAGAUUCUCGAUUGGUCUUCAUGGAAGGGUGGAAUGAAGGGUUGCACUUUGAGCUGUACAAAUUAUUUAGCAACAAACAACCUCUUCUGAAGGAACAAUUGAAAAGUCUUGGAAGUUUGCUUUGCUUUACAAAGUCUUACGUUGGGUUGUCAAAAAUGACAACUUGGUAUCAAUAUGGUUUCAUCCAACCUCAGGGACCAAAAGCAAAUAUUUUAGUAUCUGGAAAUGAAAUUAGGCAAUUCACACAAUCACUUGUGGAAAAGUUAAACAUUACUGCAGGCUCCAGUGGCGAAGAGUAUAUUGUGCUAUUCAGUCGCUCAAUCAACAGGUUGAUUUUGAAUGAAGCAGAAUUAAUCCUAGGUCUAGCGCAGGAGUUUCAGAUGAGGACUGUUGCAGUGUCUUUAGAUGAUUAUUCCUUUGGAGAUCUUGUUAGGCUGAUCAGCAGGGCCUCAAUGUUGGUCAGCAUGCAUGGAUCGCAACUGGUGAUGGCACUGUUUCUGCCCCGGGGUGGUGUGGUUGUUGAACUCUUCCCUUAUGGAGUGAACCCAGAACAUUACACACCCUAUAAAACGUUGGCAUCUCUCCCGAGCAUGGACCUUCAGUAUGUUGCCUGGCAGAAUACUAAGGAAGAGAAUACUGUUACCUAUCCCGACAGGCCCUGGGAACAAGGUGGAAUUGCUCACCUUGAAAAGGCUGAGCAAGAACGCAUAAUGAAGAGCAAAGAGGUUCCUCGUCACUUGUGCUGCCGAAAUGCCGAAUGGCUCUUCCGUAUUUAUCAGGACACCCUGGUAGAUAUUCCAUCUAUGAUGACCGCAAUUCAUCAGUCGGUGAUUUCCAAACCACCUCUCGGGAAGCUUAAAGCAAGAAGUAUAAUACAUCCUGGGAAAGUGAGAGAAUCCAUGUGUCAAGCGUCUGUCCAGAGCGCCAGUGAGGCAAAGUUGUCGAUUUCAUGGCAAGUACCUUGGAAUCUGAAGUACCUCAAAGUAAAGGAUGUGAAGUAUGAGGUUUGGAUCCAGGAACAAGGUGAGAACACAUACAUGCCCUACAUCUUGCCUCACCAGAACUACACAUUUGUAGAAAACAUUAAACCAUUUACAACUUAUUUGGUUUGGAUAAGGUGCAUCUUUAAUAAAAACCUCCUCGGUCCAUUUGCAGAGACGCUGACUUGUAACACAUAAGGCAAGAUUGCUGGGUGGGCAAAGAAGAAACAUCCUGUACUUCACUAUGUUGUGUGGCUCAAAAGUGUGUAAUUCAAUAUUCUGUUAGCCCUGUAGUUGAAAAAGUGUGUAAUGAAUACAGAACUGAUCUUAAAUAACGAGUUAUUUUGGGGCUUUAAGCACAGUUGUGAUCUGAUGCAUGAAACGCAGUUCAAAUGGCAACUGAUCUGAUUGAAAUGAAAUCCGCUCUGGUUGUGAUGGCUCGCACUAAAGCUUAGUAUUAAGCAUUUUGACUGGCUUUUAGUAAAUGUUGGAAAUGACUCUAAGGCAUCCCAAAUUAGAAGUUUGGUGUUGAUGGUUCAACUGUGAACAUUAAUGGUGCCACUGCAUCUUGUAUUAUGUGAUCCUGUGGAAUUGUGAGUGUUUAAAACCUCAUAAAGAAGCCACUGCUGGAGUUUGGAAAUAUAUCAGUUACCCUGUUCUUGUGAAUGACAUCUAUGUAUUACGCACCAAUUGAGCAAAGUGGGAAAAUAACAGCUAAAGGUUGAUCAAGAAUCACGAGGCAGAGCUGUUGAGAGUAUCGAGCAUGGUUCAUGUGAUCCAAGACACGGGCAAUAAAGCAUAUGUGUCAGUGUGGAGAUUAUGUAAAGUGAACCUGGUGGUUGUAAUAUUUUGUGCUUUUGUGAAACUUGUUUUGAUCCAACAGCAAUUCUCAUUGUAACAACUUGUUCUCUCCAAUUGCAAACAACUUCAUUCCUGACUGGUGGAAACAAUCAGUGGCCUGUGAAACUGUGACCACCUAAUCCGAACCCACCUUCAGAUGCUAGGAAAGUACCCUCUUCACCCUUUCUGGUCCUAAUCUUCAUAGAUUCAUUGUUCCACAAAAUACAAGUGUUCCGUGGAACACAAGAUAGACACAUGACUGUUGCCAUCAGUUUUCCAUUGAACAUUUAAAAAAAAAAAACCUCUUGGUUCUGAAAUUCUGUUAGUGUCUUUAAAAAAAAAAAUAAAAAAAAAAAAAAAAAUCCGUUUUCAAACUACAAUCUUUUAAUCUUCUUUCAAAUUACUGCAGCUUUUCGGAAAAAUGCAUGCAACUGAACACGGGACAUUGACGUGUAUGAAGAUAAACAUUUUGUCCAGGAGCAGAGACCACAGAGGUAGAAUGAGAAAGAUUCAUGGAAGUCACUUUGUAGAAAGCAGGAAGCCGCCUUCAAAUUGUUCCUGAAGCAGGGUUUCAAUCCGAAACAUGGAUUUGCACCCUCUGUCCCCAAAGGGUUCCUCGAGCAUUCUGUUUAAAUUCAAGAUGUAAUCUUCAUUGGCUGUAUCUCCAAACCAACAGAAUUUACCAACACCACAACUAAAUAUAAUUGUAAAAUCUUCACUUCUAUGGUAUAUCCUUGCUCCACAUGAACAAUUAUGUGUUUAAUCUGAGUGGAUUAGGUGCAAAUCUGGAUCUGACAUGUAUAUCCCCUUAGUCUGGUAUCUGCAUUGGAAACCACAGAGCAGAUGGUAAGGGUUUUUUAUUAAAUCCCCAAGAUGGGUAAAAAUACCACGUCUAUUGCUGGAACAUCUAUUAAUGAAAGCCUAUGAUCCUAUGUGGUUUAAAAUGUUUCAUUGGCAAGCCAUUCAGCACAUCAACAGUCAUCACAACGUGACCUCCAACAGAAUAGUCUUCAAUAGGCUAAUUGAUCUUGUGGGGAAAAAAAUGUUUGGAUACCAACAGAAAUUUUCUGGUUUCCAGAGACUUGGCAGGUGACAAAGUGAGUUGCAUGGAUUUCAUUUAUUAUGACAAAUUUAGAAUCGGCAUAUUUUCUUUCUUAUGAGGAAACUUGAAGAUAAAUUAUUUACCUUAAACAGGAGAAUGGGAAUUCUGCAGCUGGCGACUCCCUUUCUGGCUUCCCAAAAAUUUUCCAACAUCUGCAAAGCACAGGUUCGGAUUGUAUUGAAAUAUUCUCCAUUUAUCUAGAUGUCCAUCGGCACACACGAACCAUUCAGGACAAGGCUACCUAUUUGACAAGCUUGAACAUUCACACCCUCAUCUACAAACUGAGACAUUGACAGCACUUCUUAAAUCUGUGACCUCCACUGCUUUGAAAGACAAAUGUAGCAGGUGCAUGGGAGCACCAUAGCUUGCAGACCCCCCUCUAAGUUGCAUACCAUUCCAACUUGGAAAUAUACCACCAUUCUAUUAUCACUGGAUCUAAUCCCUAGUUGAGUUAAUGACAUAUGUUUAAAAUAUGAUAACUGCAAUCAAUAUUGGAUCCAUGAGUUAACCUGAUGCAAGAUGAAAUUCACAUCUUAUCUACAUUCAUUGCUGCCCAGUCUUAAUGCUGAUCAUUCCUGGUGUCAAUGCAAUAGGGACUUCAUGGAUCACAGGAAAUCAUCACCUUUGCGAUGAUGUUAUUGAUCUUACCAGAAAUUGAAUUUAAAUAUUGAAUGUGUAUUGUUGUAAUUGUCCUGCAGUCCAAUACUCAAGGAAAGGAAUUUUAACCCUCAAUUGCUUGCUUGAAAUUACUGUACUAUUUCAGUGUGUGUUGAUAUGAUGUUCAAUAGAUAAUAGGUGCAGGAGUAGGCCAUUCGGCCCUCCGAGCCAGCACCGCCAUUCAAUGUGAUCAUGGCCGAUCAUCCACAAUCAGUACCCCGUUCCUGCCU
Messenger RNA from Amblyraja radiata (thorny skate), 4776 nucleotides. RefSeq names its product protein O-linked mannose N-acetylglucosaminyltransferase 2 (beta 1,4-) (gene pomgnt2). Bases 412 to 2145 code for a protein of 577 amino acids. The record is from RefSeq and is a predicted model, not a curated record. Gene Ontology annotation, biological process: protein O-linked glycosylation via mannose. The transcript has 4 exons. Gene Ontology annotation, cellular component: endoplasmic reticulum. Gene Ontology annotation, molecular function: protein binding; protein O-acetylglucosaminyltransferase activity. NCBI's taxonomy places the organism in Eukaryota, Metazoa, Chordata, Chondrichthyes, Rajiformes, Rajidae.